Molecule: messenger RNA, 1741 nt
Organism: Hipposideros armiger (great roundleaf bat)
Lineage: Eukaryota; Metazoa; Chordata; Mammalia; Chiroptera; Hipposideridae
Product: neutrophil cytosol factor 2-like
Exons: 3
Coding region: 51-311 (86 amino acids)
Biological process (GO): superoxide anion generation
Molecular function (GO): superoxide-generating NADPH oxidase activator activity; protein binding
Source: RefSeq, a predicted model, not a curated record
UCUCUCAUGAGGGUCAUGCAUCAGUUGCCGAAAGUGCUCACAGCCUGACCAUGUCCCUGGCUGAGGCCAUCAGCCUCUGGAAUGAAGGGGUGCUGGCAGUCGACAAGAAAGACUGGAAGGGAGCCCUGGACGCCUUCACCGCCAUCCAGGACCCCCACUCCAGGAUUUGUUUCAACAUUGGCUGCUUGCAUACAAUCCUGGAAAACAUGCCCGAGGCAGAGAGGGCCUUCUCUAGAAGCAUCAACCGAGACAAGCAUUUGGCGGUGGCCUACUUCCAACGAGGCAUGCUCUACUACCGGAUGGAGAAGUAAGUGGUCCAGCAUUGCAUGAGCCGGGGAAGUGCUCAGAGAAACCUGGAGAAGGUCUCAGUGCUGCUAGACGGGAUGUUCGAUAAGUAUCCUCCUCGCCUCUGUUGGGACCUUCUCUGAGCAGUUAUGCGAUAAAUCAGCAUGAGGCAAAAGCCUUCCCCUGGGAGGGAAGACAGGCCUGCCACCUGGUCACGAAGUCUUCCUCAAAGUCAAACCACAAAAGCAACCUGGGGAGAGAAAGCCUGGGACUGGGGGGAGACGUGCAGGCGUUCGCCUUUCAGCGGCAUCAGGCUGUCUCCCUUCUUAACGUCCUGCGUCUCAGUCCCCCUUCCCUCAUCUCCUAUGUUCUCCAGAUGUACAGAAUAUACAGGCAGCCUGAGCACAAAUCCUCCAGUGGAUCUUUAAUCUUAAAAGACAAGCUCUAAGGCCAUCCUCUAAUUAGCUCUAACAGCCUAUCGUGAGGAGAGACACUGGCAAGAGAGAAGCCUCCCAGGAGAAAUUUCUACGUGAAAAUGCCCAGAAAUCCACGUCUGAAAGGCUUGAAAGACCUAGGAAUAAGAUCUAGGAUUCAAUUAGUCUGCAACUGGUUAAAUAGUAGUUAAAACUGAGAGAAAAAUCUACCAAAUUUUUACCAACAGCUACCGAUGGAGGAAAUAAUAUAAACGAGGCAUCGUUCUUCACCUUUGAGUUGCCUGCUUUGUUUUUGCUCCAUCCGUAGACAUUGGUGUCCCCCCUUCCGAGGUUCUGCUGUUGACCCUUUUCCCUUUUAUCCUUAUAGCAGUGGUUGUUACAUGGUGACACGUAUGGGUUAUCUUCCCAGAAACACACAUACAAGGGUAUACAUAGUUUUAUGUGCAAUUUCACGGGGGUUCAGUGUCCUCUGGAAGUCCACAGAGGAACCCUUAGGGAUCCCACCCUCGUCCCAGAGCGGGUCCGCCAUGUGUAAGCAGCUGGCCACUAAAUCUCUACCGGGGAUCAACCCAGAAUCUCUUCCUAUACCUUGCCAAGUUGACCUCUUGAAUUCGCCCAUUCCUCCCCGUUCUGACCAGCGCUGCCCAGGUUUAGAGCCUCAUUUUUCACCAGGGCUAUCACUUCUAAACCAGUUUCCCAGCCACCACCAGUCUUAUCUUCUCUAAUCGCAUUCCAGAGUGAUCUUUAAACAAUCAGUGUGAUUCUGCUUCAGAACUUCCAGUGACUCCCAUUAGUGGAGGACAAAGGCCGAAUUCCUCUGCCUGUUCCUCUGCGGUCCAGCCACUGCCUACCCCCUCAUUCAUCUUUCUGCCCGUCUGCCCCGGCCACACUCAACCCCUCGGGUGGCAACCACUCUCUGUUGUAUCUCCUUUUGUAACAUCCGUCUUCUCUAUGACAGAGUUUUGCUCACAUAUUUGUCUUCUCUGCUGCUCUGUGGGUUCCUUGAGAGAAGAAAUCUUUAU